UCAGGGCUUCAUCCAAAUCAAGUAGAUUACAUAAAUGCUCAUGCAACUUCAACACCUCUUGGUGAUGCAGCAGAAGCUAACGCCAUAAAAUCAGUAUUCUCUGACCAUGCAACAUCAGGUGCUUUAGCACUGUCCUCGACGAAGGGAGCUACUGGCCACCUACUUGGAGCAGCUGGCUCUGUAGAAGCCAUCUUUAGCGUGCUAGCUAUUUGCCAUGGAAUAGCACCACCAACGCUCAAUCUUCUAAACCCAGAUCCUGUUUUCCAUGAUGGGUAUUUGCCUUUGAGCACUUCCAAGAAGAUGCAAAUAAGAGCUGCACUCUCGAAUUCAUUUGGCUUUGGUGGCACUAAUGCAUCACUGUUGUUUGCUUGCCCACCAACUUAGUCUCGAGAGAUUCUGCCAUUUCUCAAAUUCUUUUUGAGUCACCAAAUAGUACGAGGCGUUCGUUCCAAUGACUUGUAAAAGCAUUACAAACUGUGUCAUGGUGAUGUCAAUUACCUUUCCUGUAAUCUAACCAGUUCAUAUGUUAAAAGUAACGGAAGGAAGCUCUUCGAAUCCUAGACACCCUCUUUCCACGCA
This is a messenger RNA of Musa acuminata subsp. malaccensis (wild Malaysian banana), 579 nucleotides long. Lineage: Eukaryota; Viridiplantae; Streptophyta; Magnoliopsida; Zingiberales; Musaceae. The record is from RefSeq and is a predicted model, not a curated record.